AUGGGGAAGCUGGUAAUACGCACGAAAGUCCCCACGAACACGAGCGACCAGUCAAUUGGUGUCCACGAAGGCGUCGUAGAAGCGCGUAAUAUUUUGAAAGAAAAGUACAACUGGGACGGCAAGUUCGAAUACAUACACCAUGGCACCACGACCGGCACGAAUGCGGUGCUCGAGAACAAAGGCGCAAAGUGUGGCUUGAUUGUCACAAGGGGACACAAGGAUAUAUUGACGGUUCGGAGAAGUCAAAUUCCCGGUGGUCUCGGAGCAUGGAUAAAUUAUGUCCAGCCAGAGCCACUUGUGCCAUUGGAGCGAACGGUCGAAGUCAGAGAGCGCAUAAAAAUUGACGGUGAAGUGUUCUAUGAGUUGGAUGAGAAAGAGUUUCGCGAAAAUCUACAGGAUCUCAAAAGGCAACAACCACAGGCGAUUGCCGUCUCGCUGCUCAAUUCGUUCUCGAACAGUGUGCAUGAAGAGAAGGUGCGGUCGAUAUUGACCGACGAAUUCGGUCCAGAUGUUGAAGUCGUCACUUCGACGGAUGUGCUCCCAGAAAUUCAGGAAUAUGAGCGCACAGUUACCACCACAGCCAACGCGAUUGUGAAGCCAGUCGUCAAAAAAUAUAUGAAGAAUCUGCAGAAGAUGCUCGAGAAAGACACAGACACAAUUCCUGGAGAAACCCCUGUCAAGAUCUUGAUGAGUGGACCUGCUGGUGGUGUCAAGGCUGUCUCGCACUUGGUAGCAAAGAACACGCCUUUCAAGAACUUGAUCACCUUUGAUAUGGGCGGUACCAGUACGGACUGCGCUCUUCUCUCCGGAAGCGAUGCCAUCAUUCGCCGUGAAACCGAAGUUGGCCAUCUAUCUGUUAGGGCGCCUUCAGUCGACGUAAGAACUGUAGGUGCCGGUGGAGGAUCGAUUGCGAUGUACAAUGAAUUCACCAAGAACUUCCGCGUAGGACCGGAGUCGAGCGGUGCAACUCCUGGACCUGCAGCAUAUGGCAAAGGCGGAACCCAAGCAACUGUCACUGAUGCAAACCUGACACUGGGCUAUCUCCCUUCCAAGCUCCUAGGCGGCAAGUUCCAGCUCGAUGUCGCUGCCUCAGCUGCCGCAGUGGAGAACAUCGCCAAACAAAUGGGUCUCGAGAUGACUUCAGCUGCAGAAGGUAUCAUUGAUCUAGUCAACGAGAGUAUGCACGGCGCUCUGCGUCUCGUCUCAGUCGAGCAAGGCUAUGAUCCCCGUGACUUUGCGCUGGUUGCAUUUGGAGGAGCCGGUCCUCUCCACGCAAAUUCGCUCGGAAAACUACUUGGGUCGUGGCCUGUCAUCGUUCCCCCAAGUCCUGGUGUGCUGUGUGCUCAAGGCGAUGCUACAACCAAGAUGUCACAUGAGGAGAGCUGCACUUACAUCAAGGUAUUCUCCGAGAUUACUGCGGAAGACCUGACCAAGACACUUGGCGACCUGAAGACUAGUUAUCAGCAAGCGAAACUCAAGGUCGUCUUUCAAUCUGACAUGCGAUACAAGGGUCAGGCGAUGACUCUCACGGUCGAUUUCAGCGAAGAAGAAGUCCACAACACCAGUGCUUUACUGCAACACCUUCGGACCAAGUUCAACGAAGCCCACGAGCAGCAAUUCAGCUUCUCGCAUGCGGAUGCCGAACUUGAAACUAUGCGAAUGCGAGCCAAGGUUAUUGAUGCCUCUGAAGAGGUCGCAAUCAAACCUAUCUCAUUAAAGGCUGACAGCUCAAGUCCUCCGGAGGAUGCUAUCACUUUAAAGCAGGAUAUUGUAUACGAAGGCAAGAAAGUUCAAGCUACAUUCUGGGACCGUACCAAGAUCACAAAGGCCGGCAUUAAGAUCCCUGGCCCUGCUGUCGUCACAGAGAUGGACUCGAACACCCUCAUUCUUCCAGGUCAUUUUGGUGAAGUGGACUCCAUGGGCAACAUUCUCAUUUGGCCUGAAGACAAGAAGUCUGAUGAGAAGACUGUGCAUACCAAGGAAGCCGCCAAGCAGCUCGUACAAGAGACACCCCUCAUCUCCACACUCAUUGCUUCCGCUCUGGGCUCGAUACGACGCGAGAUGGAUACUCUCAUGUUACGUUGCGCCAUGAGUCCGGCCAUCCGCGAGCAACAAGACGAGUUCAACGUCAUCACAAACACCCGCGGCCAAAUGCUCGUCGGUCAAUUUGGUAGCUUCAUCACGCAGUUCUUGAACGGCUGGAAAGGUACAAUCGAAGAAGGCGACAUCUUCGUCACCAACGACGUCUACCAGAUCGAUGGCGCUGUAUCCCAUCUAAACGAUGUCAUCAUCUUACUGCCGAUCUACUUCGAGCACAAGCUUAUUGGCUGGGCAGCCAAUUUUGGGCACUUGACCGAUGUUCAAGGCAAAGUGCCGGGAUCGAUGAGUAUCAAUGCUAGCACCAUCUACGAAGACGGACUCCAAAUUCCCAUCUGCAAGCUGUAUGCUAAGGGCGUAUACAACGAGGGCCUCGCGUCUCUCUUCUUCCGAAACUCGCGUAUGCCCGAGUGGUUCCAAUCCGACCUGAUCGCUUUGGUGACAGCUUGUCGGACAGCAGCCACACGAGUCAACGAGCUCUGUGAGCGAUAUGGGCUCGCGGUGUACGAGGCUGCGACGGACUAUCUUCUGGACCAGAAUCGAGCUGCAAUCAAGACAAUCAUCGACGAGAAGAUUGGGAGCGACAGGUCGUCAUUCACGGACUUCAUCGAUGAUGACGGCCACGGUAUCGGACCUUACGCGAUUGCAUGCUCGAUGCAGAAACAAGGCGAUAAGCUGGUGUUUGACUGGGACGGUACUUCACCGCAGUCCAAUACGUCGAUGAACUACUACCUUUCGAUCACGAUGUUCAAAAUGUUCAUUGGGUAUUAUUUACUGGCCAUCUACGACCCUCAUGCCGUCGUCAAUGACGGCUUCCACGACCUCAUUGACAUCAAGAUACCCACUGGUACCAUCCUGCGGCCGGUACGACCUGCAGCGCUCAGUUGUAGGACUCACCUUCUAGGCCGUGUAAUGGACGUCAUGCAGGCGCUAUUUGGUCAAAGGAAUGCAGCCUACCGUUGUGCAGCAGGCUUCUCUGACUCCCCUCAUCUGUUUUAUUCUGGCUUCAAGCCCGACGGCGAGUUUUACCUCUUGUAUCAGAUUGGCUUCGGAGGAGUACCUGCUCGACCAAUCGGAGACGGACCAGAUUGUCACUGCCUCUUCCCAGCCAUCAAGUCCAUACCUGCGGAGAAUAUUGAGCUCUACUUCCCUGUCAUCAUCGAAGCAAACGAAGCAUUGCCCGACUCUGGAGGCGCUGGAUUCUACCGAGGUGGCAACGCACAACGCACGCUGUACAGAUGGCUUUGCGAAGGUGAUGUCAGCAUCCACGACGAUAGGUGGAUGAUAAAGCCCUGGGGUGUCAAUGGAGGCAUGCCAGGAAGCAGAUCGAGGAAGAUCCUUUACAGAAACAACAGCUAUGGCACAGACAGGGAAAAGGACAACAUUGAGCUUUGCCAGUCGAAGCAAGAUUACCUUCAUGUCUAUCCUGGCGACGUUCUCGAAUGGAUAACCUGGGGCGGUGGUGGUCUCGGCGACCCCCUAACCCGGCCCUCGACCGUCGUCGCACAAGAAGUCCACAGGCGCCUUGUCACCGUGUCCGGCGCGGCGAAGAACUACGGCGUCGUCGUGCGGCCAGCCGACUUCAGCGUCAACGAAGGCGCGACCACCGAGCUUCGCGAGAAAAUGAAAGCAGAUCGCGUGAAGACUAUCGAUAUGGAAGGCUACAAUCGAGGAGGCACGAUUCGCGAGUUGAUGGCGAAAUGCGAGGAGGAGACGGGGUUGAAGCCACCGCGGCCACAGUGGGAAAAGGAUCCGUAUGGCCCGCAUGUGGGGUUGGAGUAUGUGAAGAACUGGUAUAAGAGGAUGAGGAAAGAGGGCAUGGAGUUGUGGGAUAAAGCCUAA
Molecule: messenger RNA, 3939 nt
Organism: Parastagonospora nodorum SN15
Lineage: Eukaryota; Fungi; Ascomycota; Dothideomycetes; Pleosporales; Phaeosphaeriaceae
Exons: 5
Coding region: 1-3939 (1312 amino acids)
Biological process (GO): glutathione metabolic process
Cellular component (GO): cytosol
Molecular function (GO): 5-oxoprolinase (ATP-hydrolyzing) activity
Source: RefSeq, a predicted model, not a curated record